This is a messenger RNA of Blastocystis hominis, 312 nucleotides long. RefSeq lists its product as hypothetical. Gene Ontology annotation, biological process: protein O-linked glycosylation via mannose. The transcript has 2 exons. NCBI's taxonomy places the organism in Eukaryota, Bigyra, Opalinata, Blastocystidae. Gene Ontology annotation, molecular function: glucuronosyltransferase activity; xylosyltransferase activity. The record is from RefSeq and is a predicted model, not a curated record. Bases 1 to 312 code for a protein of 103 amino acids.
AUGGUGAAACGGUCGCCCCAUCUCCCGCGGUUCGAUGAGCGGUUCAUCAACUAUGGGUACAACAAAGUGCAGUGGCUGGAGCAUCUGCGCUGGGUCGGCUUCGACUUCCAGGUUUUGACGCGCGGCUUCGCGGUGGACGUUCCGCACGCGCACUCGCGGCAUUGGGCGCGGUUUGUGGAGCAGCUGUACGGGAAGUUGGAGCCGGGGCAGUCGCGCGUGAUUCCGAUGCAGAGCCUGUAUGAUCAGUUCCAGCGCGAGCUGCGCCGGAACUUCACGUCGAGACAAGUGGUGAAAAAGUGCUUUGCUGUUUGA